Molecule: messenger RNA, 783 nt
Organism: Kalmanozyma brasiliensis GHG001
Lineage: Eukaryota; Fungi; Basidiomycota; Ustilaginomycetes; Ustilaginales
Product: CMP/dCMP deaminase, zinc-binding
Exons: 4
Coding region: 1-783 (260 amino acids)
Biological process (GO): purine nucleoside catabolic process
Molecular function (GO): guanosine deaminase activity; zinc ion binding
Source: RefSeq, a predicted model, not a curated record
AUGCUCGUCACGACAUUUGCGCUUGCUUUGCUCGCGGCCACACAAGCAGCGGGCUGCAGGGAGGACAUUCAUCCCGAAUUUCAUUCCGGACUCUCGAUCAAUUCUGUUCCUGCUGCGGAUCGCGAUCACUGGAUGCGCCUCGCCAACUCUGCGAUCUACUACCCACCAGUGUCUCACCCCUGCCCACAGGCGCCAUUCGGAACCGCCAUCGUCAAUACAACCGCGAACGAGCUCAUCUGCGCGAUUGCGAAUCGUGUCGGAUCAACAGGUGAUCCAACACAGCAUGGUGAGAUCACAGCCAUUCAGCACUGCACGAACGUUCUGCAAAAGAAGGGCCUCUCGCCGCAACAGAUUCUGGCAGCAUGGAAAGACUUUAGCUUGUACACAAACGCCGAGCCGUGCACGAUGUGCCUCAGCGCCAUUCGAUGGUCCGGCUUCAAAGAGGUCAUUUAUGGAACCAGCGUCAGGACUAUCGCCGAGAACGGUCGCAACCAGAUCUACAUCCCUUCUAAUCUGGUGCUUGAGAAGAGCUAUUCAUUUGGCCAUGCUACCUUGAUGCUUGGAAACGUUCUGACGGACGAGACUGACCAGCUUUUCAAGCACCAGUUCAACGAGACUGCUCCGUGCCCAACGGGCUGUCAAAGGCAGCAAGUCGGCAAUUCUCGGGUCAGGACCUGCGAGCCAUUGCCUGAUUGGCAAAAGCUAGUACACCUGACGCACGUCGAGGACCAUCGCAUGGGUGCUGCGCCCACGCCUCAGACCCCCCUUCACAUCGAGCUGUAG